Messenger RNA from Melanotaenia boesemani (Boeseman's rainbowfish), 2606 nucleotides. It is a transcript of the gene ctsc, whose product is annotated as cathepsin C. The record is from RefSeq and is a predicted model, not a curated record. The transcript is spliced from 8 exons. Gene Ontology annotation, cellular component: lysosome. Lineage: Eukaryota; Metazoa; Chordata; Actinopteri; Atheriniformes; Melanotaeniidae. Gene Ontology annotation, molecular function: cysteine-type endopeptidase activity. The coding region runs from base 305 to 1684 and encodes 459 amino acids.
CUGGUGUUUUGUUAAUGCUCGUAUAGUUCGCAUGCCUUCUUUAAACGUAGCUACUUGGCUAUACAACUAGCUAAUGGGACGCAUGCGCAGUGGGGUGUUGGGCUUCAGCAACUUAUCUUGGCGGAAGAAGUUAAAUUCUGGUGCAAAGUUUCAGUUUACACAAUCAGCUACUCGAGGAAGAGGUAGCAGUGGGUCCAUAGCAGAGCAAGUGGGUAAAAAAAAUCUGACUUAAACCUGAUGUAUUUCUCAUAGUCGCGUAGUUAUUUAAGUAUCCAUUCGGCAGGUGAGCUAACUGUGAGUAAAGAUGAGGUUUAGUAGUGCUUUUGUGUGCGUGCUUUUGCUUUGUGUUAACUGUUGUUGGGGUGACACACCGGCCAACUGCACCUAUGAGGACCUGCUGGGGACAUGGGUCUUCCAGGUGUCCAAAGGAGGAUACGACAAGACCGUCAACUGCUCCGCUACAGGUUCGUUUUCAGCCACAGGUGAACGCACUGUCACCGUGACCCUGGAGAAACUGUCUGUAGCCACAGAUGAACUGGGAAACACAGGCUUCUUCACCCUCAUCUACAACCAGGGCUUUGAGGUGGUCAUCGGUGGCUACAAAUGGUUCGCCUUCUUCAAGUACUCUCAAGAUGGCCCUGAGGUGACCAGCUACUGUGACCAGACCCUGCCAGGGUGGGUCCAUGAUGUCCUGGGACGCAACUGGGGCUGCUUUGUAGGGAAGAGGGUGAACCCAGUUCCACUCCGAAAAGAUUACAAACCACUUUUCAAAAGCAGUCUGCUCCAGAAACCGUACAAACACAACCUGGACUUCAUUGAUUUCAUCAACUCUGUUCAGACAUCCUGGAAAGCUACGGCAUAUCCAGAGCAUGAGAUGUACACGUUACAGGAGCUGCAUUACAGAGCAGGGGGUGCUGCUUCCCGUGUCCCUGCCCGCGUUCGCCCUGCGUCUGUGAAAGCUGAUUUAGCCAAAAUGGCAGCUUCUCUUCCUGAGCGUUGGGAUUGGAGAAAUGUCGACGGUAUUAACUUUGUCAGCCCUGUGAGGAACCAAGCAUCGUGUGGCAGCUGCUACUCCUUCGCCGCCAUGGGAAUGCUGGAAGCUCGUGUUCGAAUUCUCACCAACAACAGCGAUACUCCUGUCCUCAGCCCUCAACAAGUUGUCUCCUGUUCUGAAUACUCUCAAGGCUGUGAUGGAGGAUUCCCAUACCUGAUCGGGAAGUACGUGCAGGAUUUCGGCAUUGUCGAUGAGUCAUGCUUUCCAUAUACUGCAAAAAACUCUCCAUGUGGCGUUCCUGAAAGCUGCAGCCUAAUGUACACGGCAGAGUACGGCUAUGUUGGGGGGUUUUAUGGCGGAUGCAGCGAGGCAGCCAUGAUGUUGGAACUGGUCAACAAUGGGCCAAUGGCAGUGGCCCUGGAGGUCUACCCUGACUUCAUGCACUACAAGGAGGGCAUCUACCACCACACAGGCCUUACAGACGCCUUCAAUCCCUUUGAGCUGACCAACCAUGCUGUGCUGUUGGUGGGCUACGGCCGCUGCCACAUGACUGGGCAGAAGUACUGGAUUGUCAAGAACAGCUGGGGAAACACCUGGGGCGAGAACGGCUUCUUCCGAAUCCGUAGAGGAAAUGACGAGUGUGCUAUUGAGAGCAUCGCAGUCGCAGCCAAACCCAUCCCCAAACUGUAGAUGCUGGAAACUUGGGAUUGGAGGAAAUUAGCGCCUUAAUGAGUCUAAAUCUUGUAAAUGAGAUAUUAUCCCCAUGUAGCUCACCUGAUUUUCAUGCCAAAAUUUUUAACAUUUGACAGAAGUUGACAAAAUUUAUCACAUGGGAAGCAGUUGUCUUGCAUUUUUUUCCUUCCCUAUCUACCAAGUGGAGUUGGCCAGAAAACUGCAGAUCAGCAUGAAAUGUUGCAGAUUUUUUUCUUUGUUUUUUGCCUUUAGCGUGAAUUUUCCUCAAUGCAAAAUCUGAAACAGAAUGUCUUCAGGAUGUGAGUUUCAAACAUUUUUUAAGCCUCAAAGGUUUCAUCUGUCAGCUGUCAAAUUAAAUGUUUACAGUAAUCAUUCAAAAUUAUGUGUGGUGCAGUAAAUAGGAGGAAUUGGAGGUGGAGCAUGUAACAGAACCACUCCAGCUGGCAACUGUUCUGCACUCACUGUAAUUGCACUGAAAAAAUAGUUGGAAUAUUUUCUAAAAAAUUUUACCACACACUAAUAGAUUACAGCACCUUAACUGAUUUUCUUGAUGUUUAAAACGUUGAAUUGGUCCUGUCUAUUAAUGUGUGUGUCCCUCACUUUGAUGUUGGCUGAUUUCAGCAUUUACUGAUGAGCUGCCUAUUAAAUUCAAGCUGUAACUGCCAAUAGAAACUUGGAGUUGAAAUGGAGUGGUGCACACAGUGACAGGUUGUAAAUUUUAAUUGUAAUGCUUUAAAGGGAACUGAACUCUGUGUUUGAUUGUAAGGUGCAGGACUUUGAUCUUUCUCUCGCUCAGGAAAGCAUAACAGAAUUUGUGUAUCUUCUUGCACCAAAUUGCCACCAAGGCUGCCACAUUUCUUUGUAGAGUGUUAUCUGAGGAGCUUUUAAAAGGAAUUUCUCAAUAAAGGGAUGCAACACA